Molecule: messenger RNA, 1629 nt
Organism: Knipowitschia caucasica
Lineage: Eukaryota; Metazoa; Chordata; Actinopteri; Gobiiformes; Gobiidae
Source: the annotation of a GenBank genome assembly
AUGUCUCAGCGGGCCCCAAAGCUGGAGCUGAGGCUGCAGGAGCUCUCUCUGUCCGCUCAGGGUGCUCACGCCCCGGGGAACUGCUCCGUGAUGCCGCUGCGUGGGUCCAGACUGGUGUGUGUGGAGUUCCCCGCGAUCAUCCACAACCUGCAGAGAGCCAUGGAAGCGCUGGGAGGAGAGAAGGCCGUGUCCAAAACGUACGCUGACCCAAGCCGGCGCCUGGAGCUGUACCUGCGCCCUCAGGAUCCCUUCUGUCACUCUCUGUGUGGAAACCGCCUGGACUCCAGUAACCUGCUGCUGCGCGUGCGACGAAGAGUGAGGAAGAGCGACCCCAGCGACGUGCAGGUUCACACGGAGCUCGUGGGGAUCAUAGGAACCACCUACAAGUUCCAAGGAAUGGCAGACUUCCAAUGCCUCGCUGUGGGUUCGCAGAACGGUUCAAAACUGUCCCUUUACGACAAGAUCGUCCUGACCCAACCGGAGAGCCAGGACUUCUUCAACCAGCCGCUGCCGUACUUCCUGCCGCCCGCCAUCUUCUCUCGCCUGGACACGCCCGUGGACUACUUCUACCGUGCCGACGUCAUGCGAAAGGCCAGCAACCCAGAAGCGGCGCUGCAUAAGAACUUCAUCGGCCUGAACCGUGCGCGGCGGCCGCACAACGCCAUCUUUGUGAACUUCCUGGACCCGGCGCCGGACAAACCGUUGGAGAUGGCCAUAACAAACUGGCAACGUGUGUGCGUGAAGGAAAUGGACAGGAGAGCGGAGCAGUUGAUCAAGGAGAUGUUUGAGAGGCGGCCCAUCUGGUCGAGAAACGCUGUCAAGGCCAACCUGGACAUCCACCCAGAGAAGCUCAAGCUGCUGCUCCCUCUAGUGGCCUAUUACAUGGUGACCGGGCCCUGGAGGAGUCUGUGGGUGAGACUGGGCUAUGACCCCAGGAAGAGCAGCGAGUCCAAACAGUACCAGAUGCUGGACUUCAGGAUCCGCUGCAGCACCAAACACGGUUAUGCUAUGGGAGGGGACCUGGUCAAACCCAAGAGGAGCUCUCUCAACUACACUCUGCCCAACACCUUCAACAAAGCAGUUCCUCAGGCGGCCAGUGUCCUCUCUCUGCAAGAAGAGGAGAGCCAGGACCAGAACCCCUCCUACAUCCUGAAGGAGUCGUCUUACAUCUUCAGAGAGGGGAUGGUGCCUCCUCACAGACAGAUGUUCUACCAGCUGUGUGACCUCCAGGUGGACAGUCUGCAGAGAGUGGUGAACGCCAACAACGGUCUGGAGAAACUGUGUGACGAGCGCGACGGCUGGUGCCCCAUCGGGACGCAGGACCAGCUCCGGAACAUCAUCAGCGACUCCAUCAAGAAGGUGGUCAAGUCCAAGAAGACAAUACGCAAGCCGCAGAAAAGACGCCGCAUUAGCCUCAGCAACAAAGUCCCUGAAUAUUAUGAAGAGGAAGAGGAGGAGCUAGAAGAGGAAGAGGAGGAGCUGGGAGAGGAGGAGGAGGAGCCAGACGGAGCCCUGAACGACACCAAAGACGAAGAGGUGGAUUUCCAGCCGUCGGAGGGCAGCGAGAACGAGAUGGAGACGGAGAUGCUGGAGUACAUGCACACAGAGGCCAAAGAGCAAACGCCGUGA